This is a messenger RNA of Lytechinus variegatus (green sea urchin), 2253 nucleotides long. RefSeq names its product E3 ubiquitin-protein ligase Rnf220-like. Gene Ontology annotation, molecular function: metal ion binding; ubiquitin protein ligase activity. The transcript is spliced from 5 exons. The record is from RefSeq and is a predicted model, not a curated record. Lineage: Eukaryota; Metazoa; Echinodermata; Echinoidea; Temnopleuroida; Toxopneustidae. Bases 413 to 1807 code for a protein of 464 amino acids. Gene Ontology annotation, biological process: protein ubiquitination.
UUUGUUGGCUAGAUUUGCAUCAAGGAAACUCAAUGAAAAUAUGAUGUCCAUAUUCAUGGGGUGCACACAAAUCAAGUGAAAUUGACCGUCAACUUUUAUUUAAAAAAUAGACACAAUAUUUUAAACUAAUUAUAUCGCAUAAACUUUUUUUAUACCUUUGUUUAAAAAGAAUGGAUAAAAACAAAUUAUUCGAGGUCUUUGUGAUCAAAACUAGUAUUAAGUGAAGUCCGCUCUGGACGUAAACAGAAAGUCGGAUGAAUGUUCCAUUUAGAAAUCCGGAGAAAUCAUAUAGCAUCCACAAAUACAUACUUUUGGAAGCUGAGAAAAGCAUUCCAAUACUUCAUAGGAAGGGGUAGGGGCUUGAGAUGUAAACAAACUAGCAUUCUAGGUGACAUGACAGGAAACAUAUGCCAUGGCCGAAAAUCCUCAGCGCCGCAGCAUGCGAAAAAUAAUGAACCAAUCCAGAGCUUCAAGCGUGGAAGAAAACACGAGUGGAAAGGUUGCCGAUGAUAAAAACAACGUAGAUGAGGAAUCCUUAGUUUCUACUAAAAAUACUGGUAACAAGGGCAGCCGAUCUUCAACUAGAAGGCGCUCACUUGAAGGAAACCAAAUCUGCCCAGUGUGUGGAAUCACAGUAAGACCUUCAGAAGUAGAGCAGCAUUUCCGCUACGAAGUGGAGCAGAUAGACCACAUUGUCAGGCGUGGAAGAGUCUUGAGGGAUGCACAAUCUGCUUACAUUUCAUCCAAAGUGCAAGAGAGGGACGAUAGAAAUGGGAAGAAAGCGAUGAAGAAACGCAAGCGUAAGAGAACAAGAGAUGAUAGCGACAGCGAAGAGUCGUCUUCAAGCAGUAGUGACAGUGAGAGUAGCGUGGGGAUUGAUAACAACCUAGUAUUGCUUGAAGUAAGAGCUAACAGGCAUGCAAGGGAGAGGAAGAAACAACUGCUUGAAAAUCCAGAGUGCAAUCCAGAUACCAUGCUAUGCCCAGUAUGCUUUAUUCCUCUCAUUGGGUCGGAAGUGGACAGAAAUCGCCAUGUGGAGAACUGCCUGACGGGAUGCCCUUCAGGAGCCCCUGCCACCAACUCAGCGGGAGACGAUGCCCUGGAUGUAGAUGGAGAGGGUCUAGGAGAGGAUGCAGGAGGAGGUGGUAGUGGAUUAGAAGAGGAGGAAGAGACUGCUGGAGACGAUCCUUAUGAAGUCUAUGAAUGGAUGGGAGAGACGAGGCUUAGAACUGUCAGUCUUGUACCAGGGGGAUAUCAAGGUCUAGGAUAUCAAAUCAACUCAUCACGGAAGUCCCAAGCUGCGAAUGAUGAAGACGACAUUGAUCUCGAUGUUGAUGGUGAUGAAACGGAGCAGUUUGGUCCACAGCAAUACACAGAAGAUGAUGUCAUCGCACGGUGUCCGUCCCGAUCAUCUCAAGACACUGGCGAUGUCGGCUAUGAGGAUCAUGUCAGUGACAAUCUCCUUAUUGAAGCAUGCUUAGGUGCGGAGUGCAACGGUGACACUGGGAAAGAAUCAGAGACUAAACACACUGUGACCAAACAUGUUGGUCUUCCUUCCAAAGGCAUCCAGGUGGUGGUGGAGAGUCUGAAGGCUCGCGUGAAGGAGUUGGAAGAGGAGAGCAGCGAUGGCAGAGGAAGGUUAAAAUGUCAGAUCUGUAUGGGGACAUACAAUACACCAUUGGUAUCAAUCCAGUGUUGGCAUGUUCAUUGUGAAGACUGCUGGCUGAAGACCUUGGCUUCCAAGAAACUUUGCCCUCAGUGUCAGAUGAUCACAGCGCCCUCACAGCUCCGCAAAGUGUUCUUAUGAUCGUAUUCCAGUGAGAAAAGAAAAAGACCCACCUCAAGUUUAUUUUAAUUGCUUAGUUCCUCACUUUACCCGACUCCAAGAGGAUCAAUAGUUUGGAUCCUCAAAGGGACUGAUGUUAUGUUGCAUAAAAGGUAUUGACUAUAACUUCACCAUCCAACAGUAACGGUUAACUGCCAAUUCUUCCACUUAUGACAAUAGACUAAUACCAUUCCGUCCAUCAACAUUUUGUCUAACAACCAUUUGGUCCAGAAAUUACUUUGGUUAAUCACCAGUUUGCCUAUUACCAUUUCGUCUCACAAUCACAGUCUAAUACUCAUUUUCUUUUCAUUCAUUUCGCCCAACACUUGGUCCAAUUGGACCGAAUGGUAAAUGGACUAAAUGGCUAUUGGACCAAAUGGUUAUUAGACCAAAUGGUUAUUAGACGAAAUAGUGAGUGGACGAAAUGG